UGCUUUCAUUGUGCUCAACCGACUCGUUGUUCGUCUCUUCACAGAUGUCUCGAGUUUUCUCAGAAUACAUCAUGGGCAAUUUUCGUUAUUCACAUCGUUUUUGCACUGUUUGUUGUCAGCGCUUUCGCCAGGACUACCUUCAUGGACCCAGGCUACUUUCCUGUUGCUUUAGACACUGAAGCUCGGUACUAUGAUGAAAUAGAUGCCCCACCAUCUCACGAAUACGAGGUGCGCAAGUGUGCGGUGAUCACGAAGUGGUGCAGUACUUGCCGAUUCUAUCGCCUCCCGAGGUCGACGCACUGUUCCACCUGCGACAAGUGUGUUGAGAACUUCGACCAUCAUUGCCCCUGGGUCAAUAAUUGUAUAGGCAGGCGAAACUAUCGAUACUUUUUCACAUUCCUCAUUACUGUGUCGCUGCAUAUGAUGGCUGUUUUUUUGGUCUCUUUGAUUUAUCUCAUGCAUUCCUCGCAACCAAUGAAGCACUAUACAAACAUUAUAGCUAUCGUUCUCAUGACCUUGGUCGGGAUGAUCUUUUUGCCGGUCUUCAGUCUCACCAUGUUUCACGUUGGCAUACUUUCAAAGGGCUUAACCACUAAUGAACACGUUACAAAAAAGUUUCCGUCGAACUCAAAUCCGUAUUUUGUUAGCUGCUCGAACCACUGGCUUCAAUUGUGCUGUAGCUCCGAAUACCCAUCGUGA
Hydatigera taeniaeformis is the source of this 699-nucleotide messenger RNA. The record is from the annotation of a GenBank genome assembly. NCBI's taxonomy places the organism in Eukaryota, Metazoa, Platyhelminthes, Cestoda, Cyclophyllidea, Taeniidae.